AUGGACAAAUCAAAAGAGAAAAAGUUUAAAAUUUGGAGUAUCCAUGGCAAAUGGGAAUCUCCUGAUUUAGAAUCAGCACGAAGGCCUGUGCCAUAUAACGAAGAGAUUCCCGUACCAGUAUGUACCACAUUGGCAGAUAUUUCGAUGUCAGAAGUAGAAGAAAUUGAGGAUCAGUACAGUAACAGCAUUGAAAAUUCGCAAUAUGCCGCUAAAUAUUUAGCUAUGGUGAGACAUGCGAUAGCAGGGCCAUCCUCUAAGCCUAUAGAAGAAGCUGAUUAUCAACAAUCCGAACUAUUCCAUGUUAAAGAAGUUGACUCUCAACAGUCCAAACAACUGCAGGCAUCAUCUGGGAACUCAUCAGAGCCAAACCUUCUGUGUAAAUUAUGGAAAACAUCACAUGCAACAGAGGAUGACAAUAAAGCAACCCUCACAUUGUUAUCUUUAAGAAAAUCGAUGGACUCGCAAUUUAGUGACAAAAAAAUCCACAAAAAUGAACUAUGGAAAAGAAUAGCUGAAAAAAUUAAUCAAAUGGGAUUUUAUGUAGGAAUUGGUAUUGAAGGCAGGGAAAAGGGAAAAUUGAAAGUUCCAAAAUUUUAUGAAGAAAUGGAGGAUAUAUUGGGCGACAAACACAAAGUAAACCCCAUAAUGAACAUUGAUUCUUUAAAUGUCAUUAAAUCAACCAAUAAUUCUGAAUGUAUUACCAUACAAGAAGCUGAAGCUCAGUCUUGUUGUACAUCUACAUCCAUUUUUGAUGAUAGCACAACUUCAGACACACUUAGUGAUGUGGGUAACUCAACACCAUCAUCAUCAAAUCAGUUUAAAAAAAAAUCGCUUCACAAAACUAACUGCUAGAUCAAGACCAAAAAGUAGCCAACAAAAUUGUUUGCAAGAGUUAGUAAAUAUUCAAAAACAAAACCAGACUAACCGUAAAGAGAAAUUUAAAACCAUGAUGGAGUUUUUCCAAGAAACAAACAACCAAAGACAAACAAAUAAUGGCUCUUAUUAAAAGAGGAUACAAAAGAAAACUUUCUAGCGAAAGCGAAAGUGAAUAGUUAGGUAGUAUUUGUU
This is a messenger RNA of Psylliodes chrysocephalus, 1068 nucleotides long. Lineage: Eukaryota; Metazoa; Arthropoda; Insecta; Coleoptera; Chrysomelidae. The record is from the annotation of a GenBank genome assembly.